AUGGCUGGCCUGCCCGAAUCGGACUUGGACUCGGCGAGUUCGAUGUAUAGCUUCAUACGCACGUUCGGGUGGAUUUGGGGCGUCACGGCUCCUGGCAUAAUAUUCAAUGCCGUCUUCGACCAGAACCGACAUCGCAUACCUGAUCCAGCCUUGCGCGAACAAGUAUCCGGCGGUCAGGCCUACUCGUUCGCUAGGCAGGUGCAUGUGGUACGCGAUGACUACAGUACGGCUGUAUGGAGCGAGGUGACGGACGUUUAUGCCGAGAGCCUGAGGGUCAUCUGGUGGUUCGGCCUAGCUAUUAGUUUGCUGUUCCUGUUGGCUGUUGGCGGCGAGAAGGAGCUUGAGCUGAGAAAGGAGCUUGAGACCGAGUAUGGCCUGGAUGAUAGGGCAAAGGGCAUGGAGCCGAGCAGCACUGAGAUUGGUAGCGAGAAGAUUGGUCAACCCGCAGCAGGAGCCUAG
Messenger RNA from Anthostomella pinea, 459 nucleotides. The record is from the annotation of a GenBank genome assembly. NCBI's taxonomy places the organism in Eukaryota, Fungi, Ascomycota, Sordariomycetes, Xylariales, Xylariaceae.